This is a messenger RNA of Clarias gariepinus (North African catfish), 4113 nucleotides long. Its product is annotated as dapper homolog 2. NCBI's taxonomy places the organism in Eukaryota, Metazoa, Chordata, Actinopteri, Siluriformes, Clariidae. Gene Ontology annotation, biological process: negative regulation of nodal signaling pathway. The record is from RefSeq and is a predicted model, not a curated record. The transcript is spliced from 4 exons. Bases 363 to 3362 code for a protein of 999 amino acids. Gene Ontology annotation, cellular component: cytoplasm.
UCAUGGACUGGAACGGGCGCGCACACGGGUUAGGAGCAAUCUGGAUGGGUCAUAUGUGAUUAAGGAUCAUCGCUCGGUUUUCCGGUUAAAUAUAGAAUUACAGGCGUUUAAGUCAGUUAGUGCUUGAGUGAGGUGCCGAACGUCCGCGCAUUUUCCCAAGACAGAUCGUCACGGAGACGAGAACGCGAUGCUCCUGCUGUCGCACACUGUAACACGGCAACAUUGAUGCCGCAUUGACAGUCAACGGGGCACUGACUGCACGCUCGCGCACACAAACACACACACACACACACACACGCGCGCGCGCGCAGGAAAAUCGCGCGGGCGCGCUAAUCCGGACCCUGGCUUACACGCGCAGGAGGAUGUCGGGGCGCAGGAGCUGCGUGAACUCGCUGUGGUCGGGGAGCGAGCGGGUCCGCAUCGGAGAGCGCCUCAAAGCCACGCUGGCCGGCAUCGUGGAGCUGGAUGUGCUCCGAGGGCGCCAGCUGGAGCUGAUCGACUCCGUGCUGGAUGAGAGCGGGAACCCUGAUGGACACUGUGACCAGCGCGGGAACCUCGACAGCGCCGCCGAGGAUGGUGCAGUAACCACCUUCAGUCAACAGACUCCCUCUCCGGCAGACUCUGUAGCUCCAGGGGUCAGGGCUCCAGAGGGCACAGGCUCCCGCUGGUCCACUCUGUCAUGGGACAUUCCAUCAGACCUUCUCUCCCCUCCCACUCCAGAACCCCCUGGCACCGUUUCACUCGACUGUGACUCCAGACCCAGCUCAGGUUUUUACUCAGUCAGUGGGAGCUCACUGUCGGACUCAUGUUACUCAGUGGCUAGUGAGGCGGCUCCUGCGGGUCCACUUAAAAUAGGGGGGCCAUGCAGGCCUCACUCGCUGGACCACAGUACCACCCAGUGGAGGGAGGAUGAAUCACAGAAUGGACAGAACUCGAGAGGGGCAGCCCAAAAAGGAGACCGGAGGCCUGCUUCUACUGGUGAACUAGAGAUUGAUGGGCUCAUGCUACUGACUGGACUCUGCUCUAGUCUAGAGGCAGCACAGGAAGGGUGUAUGUUGUCAAACUCAUCCAACUAUCCACAGCUGAACCUAGACCCCAAAUUCUGCUCCGACCUAGUUUCAAGAAAGACAAAAGAGGUAUACCCUUAUCCUAGCCCACUCCAUGCAGUGGCCUUGCAGAGUCCUCUGUUUACUUCCUGCCAGAAUCCUUCCCCCACAGAACGCUCUCCAAGCCCAGAGUUGGAGCAGCUUGGGGAACCAGAGCCUGAACAGACUCCUGUGAGGACCCAACCUCCACCCUCUCCGUCACUCACACAGCUGGAGCAAUACAUAACCAGAUUAGCGCAUCAGUACCACAGCAGGCUGACUGCCGAGACAUCCAGUCGAGCAUCUCAAAAGGCAUCUGCAGGUUCAUGCUAUGAAGGUGUCAAUCCUAAGACUGCCUCCUCCUCCAGCUUGACUAACUUGACUCCAUGUAAGUCUUUUCUAGGCAAUUCUGCUAGAGUUAGUCUUAGCAGCAUUGGUAAGAAAGCUAGCAGGAACUCAAUCAACCUUGGAAACCUGCCAUCUGUCACUGGGGAGGAUUUCAACAUUAGUUUUCACCUCAACUUAAAUUUAAACCUUAAACCUAGUUUGAAUAAAACACCAAAUAUUGAUGCUAAAAUAAAAAAUGAGCAGGCAUCAGAAUCAUGUGGACAUCUUAGUGGCAACUUCAUCACUCCAACUGCCUCCCCUGCUGCUUCGUCUUCAACUACAGUCACCAGCACUCCAAACUGGAGAAGCAGACCCCGUAUAUCCACCUGCCCGUCCACAAUUAGUAACCGUGGGUCACUGGAAAUCCCUGGAAAGACCUUUGGCUCACUUAACUUUUCCAAGUCUUUGGAUUGGAGCGGGGCUCCACGAGAGGAAGCAGAAGGCUGCCCCCCUUCAAAACCCCCAGAAAGUCCGGGUAAACUUAGUGAGGAUUCAGUAGUGGUGUGUGAGAUCUCACGUGUGUCUGGGUUGCCCAGGUCAGUGGUGGUAGGGCUUAUGGAGGAAGGGGUUGAGCUGGACGCUGAAUGCUUUCGGAAUGAAAGAGAGAGGGGUGAAGGGUCAGCUUCUCCAUGCAAUGCUCCAACACCUCGUUCCUCUAGAGCCUCCCUUCCUACUGCUUAUGAAGAUCAAUCUGCUUUCUAUUCAAAUUCAACAUCAAACCUCUGGGGAGGGAGUGGUGUCACCGAACCUGACUACAUGUCCCAGCAGCAUCGCUUACAGAUUAACCAUUCAGAUUGCCAACUGAUACAUACAACACAAUCAAAGUCAAACAGUCCCCGCUCUGAUCACUCUGGUCCCACUCCUUCGCACACCUCCCCCAUACUGCCUUUACCGCACACUUACUCAGAUUCCGCCUCCUCUCCUGGCUCCUCCUCUCGUUCGAGAGUGCAUUCUCCUCCUCGACUUCUCUCGAAUUCUCCAUUUACACCUGCUCAGCUAACUGUGUUCCGGCGGGACUCACCAUCCCAGUGCUCACUUCCGCACAUCCACCCCUGUGGUUCUCCACUGGAAGGCCCCAUUAGGCCCCGCGGUGGCUCCCUCAGGCAAGAUGCCGGAGCUGUGUCUGGAUGGAGGUCUCAGGAGAGAGGCUGGAGGAGAAGUGGUGAUGGGGAAGGACUUUAUCAGGGUAAGCAUGUCUCCAGAGAGCUGGUGCGAGCAUCAACGGUGAGCAGUUACUCAGGAAGAGACUACAGCUGCUGCUGGGAAGAAGAAGCAGGAUCACGGACUCCAAAGAAAGCCACCAAGUUGUGGAAAGGUUUUGAAUCAAGACUCUGGGGGAGGGAGGAAGAGUUAGAAAGAGAAGAGAGGGUUGGAGACUUUGGAUGGAGGCAUACUUCUUUAAAAGAAACUUCUUCAAGCAGGGUACAAGAACGAAAAGAGAACAAUCUCUCUAGAAAGAAAGGGACAAAUUGGGAUGGCCAUAGCUCCAGCCUUCGGCUAUCCAGGAGAGCUUUAUUUCGCAGUGAAUCUCAGGGAUUUCUGUCAUCCCGUUCCCAAAAGCGGGAAGUUCGUCUUCAGAACAACCACUGGUGCUCCUCUUUGGAGAUCGGUCGGGAAGGACGAAGCGCAGAACGUGGCCGAAAUCUAGUCAGGAAAGAGGAUAAACAUCACUCGUCCACUGCCAGUCUUUUUCAUCUCUCUCGCUCGCAAAGCCUGGAGGGAAGCACUCACUCAAUCUCACCCCUGUCUUCCCCAUCACUUUCUCCUUCUCCACCCCCAUCAGCCCCUUUAACACGUUCCAGAUCAUUUCGUGACCUUGGGAGGAAAAUAUUUGGCUCGAUGAGGUCCCUCAGUUUCAAUAAGAACCAGAAAUCAAAAAAGAAAGACUAAGACAAGCAGACAGAAAAAAAAGGCAAACUGGCCUUUGACAGAACUAUUUAAGACAUGGCAGGAUUGUGGGAUAUUGUCAAACCAUACCAGUGUUUGCCAUGCUGCUAGUCAUGGACCCGAGUUCUUGACAGGAACUUCAGUGGGAAGACCUAAGAUUAUUCAGCACUUAAGGGGCAAACAUAAAAGAUAUCCUGUAACUCAUCAAUUCAGUGUGCUGUGUAUAACUAUAAAUGUUUAAAAUGUGUAGAAAUGCAGCAGUUGCUUAUUUUUGCAUACAACUAAUAUCAAAAACACAAUUCUAUUUAACGUAGAGCAGCCCAGUUGUAAAGGCCAGAACCAGGAAUAUUGUCUUCAAGGAAAAACUGUUUGAGUGCCAGUACUGCCAAGUUACACAACAUAUAAUAAUGUGGGAGUGUAAGUUAAACAGCUCUUUUUUCUGCAAGUCUCUGCGCCUCUGCAUGCAACUCUAUGCUAUGUCUCUGUGCAUUAUUAUACUCACGGUGCACCAGUGUUCUCUAGUGUUAUUUAGAAUACUAUAUACCUUGCACUAUAGGGUUUAGUGCAUUUACUGUUAAACGCAGACUAAACUCAGACAGUACAGUAUGUUGUGUAAUAUGAAGUGUGCUCAGGACUUUAAAAUAAAUAAGAUUUCAGUGUUAAAUAAUGACUCUGUAUUAAUAAAGAUCUAAAAUGAAAAGUGAUCCCCUGUUGUUUUGAAUGCGGCUAGUUUAUCUGCCUAAUGCUAUUAAAU